This is a messenger RNA of Penicillium canariense, 1383 nucleotides long. RefSeq names its product oxygenase MpaB family protein. Gene Ontology annotation, molecular function: oxidoreductase activity. The transcript has 4 exons. The record is from RefSeq and is a predicted model, not a curated record. NCBI's taxonomy places the organism in Eukaryota, Fungi, Ascomycota, Eurotiomycetes, Eurotiales, Aspergillaceae. Bases 1 to 1383 code for a protein of 460 amino acids.
AUGACGUUGAAGAGUCCUCGACAAGGGAACCGCACCGAGUGCCACUAUUGGGGUUACUCAUUUCACUGGACCGACCUCCACCGCUCGGCAGACCAGUUACGUCCUCUGAUCCAGACCUACGAUAGCUUAGCAGAUGAAUGUGUGCAGCGGUUGAACAAGAUCCCCACCGGCGACGAUUCGAAUAAGCCGUUCCAGAGAGACUUGUACGGGCUGCUAAAGAACCACGCUGAUGAGGAUCCCAAGCUCAAGCAGCUAUGGGAUGAGGUCAAUACGGUUCCUGAGUGGGUGGAUUGGGAGCAAAUCCAGAGGGGACAGGAUGUGUUCUUUCGAUACGGCCUCCCGAUCUUGAAUGUGCUUGGCUUCGAGAGCUUGCUUGGUGGAAUGGGCGCGAUGCGAGUAGUGGAAACACUUGCACGAACCGGCGGUUUCGGUGCCAAGGUAGUCCGACGACGAGUCCUCGAAACUCUGCAACAUGUCCUCCAGGUCAACAGCUCAGCGGAUGGGAUGCGGCCGGGCGGAGAGGGCAAUGUCUCCUCGAUCCGUGUCCGACUCCUUCAUGCGUCCGUCCGGAUGAGGAUCUUGAGUCUGGUGGAACAGAAGCCGGAGUAUUACGACGUGGCCAAGUACGGCACGCCUGUCAAUGACCUUGACUGCAUCGGUACCAUCAACACCUUCUGCACUUCGGUAGUCUGGCUCGGUCUGCCGCGCCAGGGCAUCUACCUCAAUGAGCAGGAGAUUGAAGACUACAUCGCACUCUGGCGUCUUGUCGCCUACUAUAUGGGCACACCAACCGAACCGUUCGAGAAUACAGCCAAGGCCCGGGCGAUGAUGGAGUCGCUCUUGAUAUCGGAGAUCGAUCCCACCGAGAUCGGCAAGGUCCUAGCCAAGAAUAUUAUCAUUGGCCUGGAGAACACAGCGCCGUCUUACGCAUCGAAAGAGUUUUUGGAGGCGAUGAGCCGGCUUCUAAAUGGCGAUCAGCUCUCGGAUGAACUGGACAUUCCACGAACUAGUCUCUAUUAUCGUACCAUUCUAUGGGGCUAUUGUUUCUGGGUGCGGCUUGUGUCAACCGUCAUCCCUAAAAUCUACUUCCUUGAUCGUUUUAUGAUUAAGAUGCGCCGCAAACAUUUCUACAAGGUCCUCAUGGACGGAAAAGUUGGCCUCGGGGGCGAAAGCCGCUACGAGUUCAAGUACAUGCCGACCCUCACACGAACAACGCGAUUGGGCCUGCGACGAACCACCAAGUCUGAGCGACUUGGUCUCGAGAGCUUGGGGUACCUGGGACUUCUCUCUGCCUUUGGUGCGGUAGUCACUCUUGCCGUAGCUUUGGCCUUCGCCGCGAAGUUGAUUCCAGCCGAGCAGCUUUUGCAGGCUGUCCGAAUAUGA